AUGUUGAAAUGGAUAAGCGACAUCGCGUCACCGCGACAAGACAGUGUUGAGGAUCAGAGAAAGAAAUUGGGCGACACCGAUGACAGUCUAAUGAUCGAUCUUGUCGUGAGCGAAGUUGAGCAUCAAGUGACACAAUUUGAGACAAAUGAGGAACGCCGAAAGUCACAUGUGAGCACGGGAAGACCCGACUAUUCAUGGCUAGUCACCGAUCCGAAUAUGAGACCGAAAAAAUGGCUGACACCGGAGGAGAGAUCAAAACUCGAGGAGGCUUGUGAAAGGAUGAAACCUGAUGAGUGGAGUACACUGAUGACAACGUGGAAAGGAAGGACAAAAGACAUCGAAAGUCGACAACAGAUCUUUGAUAUUUUCUUGUCUUGUGUGCAAGAAGUGCUGGCUGCUCGACCGCGGCAACAAUCGAUCGGCGAUGUGUUGCGGAGAUAUCUUCGAUCUGAGUCCAGCAUGAAUUCGGUGGACGACUCUCCCCGUUACUCGAAUCCCCUCGGCUCAACUCGUUCACUCGCCGACAUUCAUUUUCGAGAUUUCACCGAUGUUGUC
Mesorhabditis belari is the source of this 555-nucleotide messenger RNA. The record is from the annotation of a GenBank genome assembly. NCBI's taxonomy places the organism in Eukaryota, Metazoa, Nematoda, Chromadorea, Rhabditida, Rhabditidae.